Ilyonectria robusta is the source of this 939-nucleotide messenger RNA. Its product is annotated as periplasmic alpha-carbonic anhydrase. Lineage: Eukaryota; Fungi; Ascomycota; Sordariomycetes; Hypocreales; Nectriaceae. The transcript is spliced from 4 exons. The record is from RefSeq and is a predicted model, not a curated record. Bases 1 to 939 code for a protein of 312 amino acids. Gene Ontology annotation, molecular function: zinc ion binding; carbonate dehydratase activity.
AUGGCUGGUUCCAUUCAUUUGAAGCUGGCGCUCGUCGCGGCUCUAGCUUCCAAGGCCUUGGCCUCUUGCGCGUAUGGCACCUUGCUGCGCCCAAGAGCAGAGGAGGGCGCAACCGUCGAGAUCAAGGAUUUUGCAUACAUUGGCACAAAGGGACCGACAAACUGGGUCGCCCUGAACGCCGAGGAAAACGCCCUUUGCGCCUCCGGCAAGAACCAAUCUCCCAUCGACAUGGUUGCCGACGCUUUCACCAUCAUUCCCGCUGCAGAGAUCGGCCUUGCGAUCCCCGACAUGGCCGAAGGAACAGAAUUCGAGAACCUGGGAACCACGGUCGAGGUCGUCGCUGGACAAGGCAACAUGACUUUCGGCGGCGUCAGCUAUACUCUUGCUCAGUUCCAUUUCCACUUGCCCAGCGAGCAUCUGGACAACGGCACUAGCAUGGCCAUGGAAAUGCACAUGGUCUGGGAGGGCGCCGCCGGCGAGAUUGCCGUCAUCGGCACCUUCAUUGAUAUCGCCGAUGGUGCUGCUGCGGCUGAAGGUGGUGAGACUGCAACGGCUGCGCCUAAUGCAACGGCUAGGCAACUCCCAGCCAUCGAGGGCAGCUUCUUCCACGUCAACGCGCCGGCAGCCAAGGCCAUGACAGCUUCAACCCUUCUCGAGACUGUCUUCAGCUCCGUUGAAGAGAUUGCAGAGCCAGGAACAGUCACCAAGACGCAGCCCCUCAUCAUGUCCGAGCUGGUCAACGCCCUCGCUGCAGGGUCUUUCCAAACCUACGACGGUUCUUUGACUACUCCUCCCUGCAGCGAGGGUGUCCGAUGGUUGGUCUCUGACCAGAAGCUGUCCAUUCAGACGGCUACGUUUGUAAAGGCUCGAUCUGUGAUAGGAUUCAACUCCAGGUUUCCCCAGGGCACGCUUGGUGAGACCAACGUCCUUGAGUUGUAA